This is a messenger RNA of Lampris incognitus (smalleye Pacific opah), 1245 nucleotides long. It is a transcript of the gene trhrb, whose product is annotated as thyrotropin-releasing hormone receptor b. Lineage: Eukaryota; Metazoa; Chordata; Actinopteri; Lampriformes; Lampridae. Bases 40 to 1245 code for a protein of 401 amino acids. The record is from RefSeq and is a predicted model, not a curated record. Gene Ontology annotation, cellular component: membrane. The transcript is spliced from 2 exons. Gene Ontology annotation, biological process: phospholipase C-activating G protein-coupled receptor signaling pathway. Gene Ontology annotation, molecular function: thyrotropin-releasing hormone receptor activity.
AACCCAUUAUUUGAUUUCAUUGUAUUACGACCAACCGAGAUGGAAAACUUAUCGGCUGCUCAGGAGCUGAACAAGACUUUGGGGACUUGGAUGGAGCACAGCAUUCAAUACAAGGUGAUAAGUAGUUUAUUAGUGUUCGCGAUAUGCGCCUUCGGGAUAGUUGGCAACGUUAUGGUCAUCUUGGUGGUGCUCACCACCAAGCACAUGAGGACACCGACGAAUUGUUACCUCGUCAGCUUAGCCGUGGCAGACCUCAUGGUGCUGACGGCGGCGGGCUUGCCAAAUAUUACGGACAGCGUCUUUGGAUCGUGGGUGUUUGGACACUACGGGUGCCUUUGUAUCACCUACUUCCAGUACCUGGGAAUCAACGCUUCGUCUUGCUCCAUCACUGCUUUCACCGUGGAGAGGUACAUCGCCAUUUGCCACCCUAUAAAAGCCCAGUUCCUCUGCACCUUGUCCAGGGCGAAGAAAAUCAUCGUGUUCGUGUGGGUUUUCACCUCCCUGUACUGCGUGAUGUGGUUCUACUUGACCGACACGGAGGAGCUCCUCUACGACAACGUCACCGUGGUGGCCUGCGGCUACAGAGUGCCGAGGAAGCUUUACAUGCCCAUCUACUUCUUCGACUUCGGCGUCUUCUUCGUUUUGCCGCUGCUGCUCUCCGCCAUUCUGUACGGGCUCAUCGCCAGGAUCCUAUUCCUGAACCCCCUGCCCUCGGAUCACAGAGGGAGGAGGAAGAGCGGGAACAGCAACGCCGCAUUCAAACAGACAAGUUGCAAAAACAGCCGCCACUGCAACUCCACCGCCACCUCCCGCAGACAGGUGACCAAGAUGCUGGCCGUGGUGGUGAUCCUGUUUGCCAUGCUCUGGAUGCCCUAUCGCUCCUUGGUGGUGGUCAACUCCUUUCUGGACCAGGCCUACCUAGACACCUGGUUCCUGCUCUUCUGCCGGAGCUGCAUCUACCUCAACAGCGCCAUCAACCCCGUCAUCUACAAUGCAAUGUCCCAGAAGUUUCGCGCCGCCUUCCGCAAGAUCUGCCGCUGUGGGCGGAGGGGCACGGAGAAGCCCGCCACCUAUGGCGUGGCACUCACCUACAGCGUGGUCAAGGACACAUCCUUGGUGGAGAGCACCGACCACUUUACCACAGAGCUGGACGAACUCACCGUCACAGAUGAACUGCUGCCCGAAAAGAGCGUCAUGUACCAGGACACGUGUGUCUAUGGGAAGGUGACUUUUAGCAGUGGCUGA